UCCGUUAACUUAACUUGGUCUUUUCAAUAAAUUGUCUCGCAUUCAUGAGCACUAGUUUAAAACAAAGAAUAAACAUUUAUAAUGAACAAGACAACAGCCAGGUAACACUGCAGGUAGAGUCAGAGUCCUAUGUUUAGCGCUUUACCAAGCAGAGUUAUUGCUACAGGAAGCCAAUUACAUCGGAUAUGGCACAUUGCCACUGGAUCUUCCAGGAUAUGGACCAGCAUUGAGGACAUGGACAAUAAAGAACAGGAGAAAGCUGUGAAGACCUAGUGGUUCUGGGUGAGGAUGGUAUAUGUCCACUCUCCGGCGACACCUCGCGGUCACAUAGAGAAGCAGUAGCAGUUUCAUAACAGGGCUUUUAUUUUGACGUGAUAAAAACCCGGAAGUUGGUUGUGCAACCGACGAAUGGCAGCCGCCAACAUCUCGAACACACCGCUGUGUCCACGGGUUAAAAGUGAAAACACAAACAAUUGUACCCCUCUUAGAGCUAUGCCAUCUGUCUUGCUGCUAAAAAACGUUUCUUAUUUGCAAUUUCUAAGACGCAGGAGAUUUUAGCCUACAGCUAAGUUAGUUAGCGAUGGAUCUGUUGGAGCCCCCCACGCCGGUGAAGGAUCAUGCUGCUUCUCCUUCGGAGUCCAAAGCCAAGAACUGCGAUCUGUCCCCCGCUAUGAGAGCCAAGAUCGAACGAAACAGACAGCGGGCUCUGAUGCUGAGGCAAGCCCGACUGGCCAGCAGACCGUCAGCAGGAGAAGGGGGUGGAACCUCGGCUAAAGUCGCCAAGACAGUCGACUCUGGAGGAGGGUUCUUCAUUGAUGAAGAAGAGGAGGGACAGGAGGAGCAAAGGACAAAGAAAGUGGUGCAUCAACCAGCCCCGGUGAUGGAGGCCGACUAUCUGCUGUGUGAUGACUGUGACAAGCCGUUUAUGGAUUCCUACCUCAGCAACGGCUUCGAUCUGGCAGUCUGUGACAGCUGCAGAGACAACGAGGUGAAACACAAGCUGAUGUCCCGUACGGAGGCUAAGCAGCUCUACCUACUGAAGGACUGUGAUCUGGACCAGAGGGAGCCAGUGCUGAGGUUUGUCCUGAGGAAGAACCCACACAACCCUCACUGGGGAGACAUGAAACUCUACCUCAAGCUGCAGGUGGAGAAGCGCUCCUUAGAGGUGUGGGGCUCCGAGGAGGCCCUGGAGGAGGCCAAGGAGUCCAGAGAGGAGAACAGGGAGGUGCAGAAGCAGAAGCGCUUCAACAAAAAGGUCAAAGAGCUCCGUCGUGCGGUGAGGAGCAGCGUGUGGACAAAGGACACCAGUGCUCACCAGCACGAGUACGGCCCUGAGGAACUAGUGGAUGAAGAGGAGGAUCUCUACAGGAAGGUCUGUAACACCUGUGGACAUGAACUGACCUAUGAGAAGAUGUAGCCUGGUGUCCUUUAAACCUUAUCCCGGAGGCUCACAGGGUGAGUUAUUUUUUUGUGGACCACUGGUAAUACACCCGACAUGUAAACUGAGAUUCAAAUGACUGAUGCCUCAUACUUGAGACAUGCCUUGAAGCUGCAGCAAGGAGGCCUACCUGGAAUCGUCUCGGCACAUGCCAUAAACAAAGCCACCACAACACUCAAACAACAUGGAUGUACUUGAGUCUAUCUACAACACCAUCAACACAUUUCUACAGUGAAGUGUUGUACUCCUCAGAAGCUGUUGAUAGCUGUUGUUAUCUGUUAUCUACUGUUUAGCAUGUUAACUUCCAUUUUGUAUUGACAAUUUCUAAGAUCAUGUUAUAUGUAGAAGGAUCUGCAUGUGCAAAAUAAAUAUAUUUUUCCAUAAUGUGAUCACUUUUUUGCAUCUGUACUUGACUUGUUUUAGAUCUGUAAACAAUCUCUAAAACAAAUGUGCCGUGUUGUGCUCUUGGUUAAGAUAGAUUGAUAGAGAAUGAUUGUAUUAAUUCAAAAUCAAGAAAUUGAUUUCAUUUGCAUUAAAUUAAUAGAAAAUGGUA
Coregonus clupeaformis (lake whitefish) is the source of this 1991-nucleotide messenger RNA. RefSeq names its product DNA repair protein complementing XP-A cells homolog. The transcript has 6 exons. Gene Ontology annotation, cellular component: nucleotide-excision repair factor 1 complex. The record is from RefSeq and is a predicted model, not a curated record. Gene Ontology annotation, biological process: UV-damage excision repair; nucleotide-excision repair, DNA damage recognition; nucleotide-excision repair involved in interstrand cross-link repair. NCBI's taxonomy places the organism in Eukaryota, Metazoa, Chordata, Actinopteri, Salmoniformes, Salmonidae. Gene Ontology annotation, molecular function: damaged DNA binding. The coding region runs from base 581 to 1417 and encodes 278 amino acids.